This is a messenger RNA of Arachis stenosperma, 1515 nucleotides long. RefSeq names its product aspartyl protease AED3-like. The coding region runs from base 17 to 1282 and encodes 421 amino acids. The transcript is spliced from 3 exons. Lineage: Eukaryota; Viridiplantae; Streptophyta; Magnoliopsida; Fabales; Fabaceae. The record is from RefSeq and is a predicted model, not a curated record. Gene Ontology annotation, molecular function: aspartic-type endopeptidase activity. Gene Ontology annotation, biological process: proteolysis.
AGUUCCAACACCAACCAUGAAGCUCUCAAUUUCACUCACCAUCCUCCUCCUACUAUUCUCAAGCACCCUACUAGUCCAAUCUCAACAACAUAGUUCAACACUCCAAGUGUUCCAUGUGAAACCACCAAAGCCACUCUCAUGGCAAGACACUGUGCUCCAAAUGCAAGCCAAAGAUGAAGGCAGACUUCAAUACCUAACUAGUCUUGUGGCAGGCAGGUCUGUUGUCCCAAUUGCCUCAGGCAGGCAGAUCAUUCAGAGCCCUACUUACAUUGUUAGGGCUAAAAUUGGAAAUCCACCUCAGACAUUGCUUUUGGCUAUGGAUACUAGCAAUGAUGUUGCUUGGAUUCCUUGCACUUCUUGUGAUGGAUGUUCUUCCACUUUGUUUGCUCCUCUUGGAUCUACCACAUUUAGAAAUGUUACUUGUGGCUCUCCUCAGUGCUAUCAGGUACCCAAUCCCAGUUGCAGUGGAAGCGCGUGCUCUUUCAACUUAACGUAUGGAAGUUCAUCUAUUGCAGCUAACUUAGCCCAAGACACAAUUACCCUUGCCACUGACCCAAUUCCAAGCUACACUUUCGGUUGUGUUUCCAAGACUACUGGGCCUUCCACCCCACCACAGGGAUUAUUGGGCCUGGGCCGUGGCCCAUUAUCACUUUUGUCACAAACCCAAAACCUUUACCAGUCUACAUUCUCUUACUGUUUGCCAAGCUUUAAGUCCCUUAACUUUUCUGGCUCAUUGAGACUUGGGCCUGUUGCUCAGCCCAUUAGGAUCAAGUUCACUCCUCUUCUCAAAAAUCCAAGAAGAUCAUCACUCUACUAUGUUAAUUUGGUUGCUAUUAGGGUUGGCCGGAGAGUUGUUAAUAUUCCUCCGGCGGCUUUGGCGUUCAACCCGACCACCGGAGCCGGCACCAUCUUUGAUUCUGGUACGGUGUUCACCCGGCUAGUUUCGCCGGCCUACGUGGCGGUGCGAGAUGAAUUCCGGAGAAGAGUUGGAGCGAACCUGACCGUGACAAGUUUAGGAGGAUUCGACACAUGUUACACGGUCCCAAUAGUUGCACCCACAAUAACGUUCAUGUUUUCUGGCAUGAACGUGACAUUGCCACAGGACAACAUUCUCAUACAUAGCACCGCCGGAAGCACGACAUGCUUGGCCAUGGCGGCCGCGCCGGAUAACGUGAACUCGGUGCUGAAUGUGAUAGCCAACAUGCAACAACAAAACCACCGUGUGCUCUUUGACAUCCCCAACUCAAGGCUUGGUGUUGCUCGUGAGCUUUGCACCAAAUAGAUAAUAAUGGUUCCUUUUUCUGUGUUCAAGAAUUGCAUUGUCAUGAAUAAUAAUAGUCUUGUUUGUCAAAUUGGCACCAGAAAUUUGUUUUUGGGUGAUGGAUUUUAAGGGUUUAAUUAGGCAUAUUAAGUAAGCUAAGGUUUUCUUGUUGACUAUGUAGUACAAGAUUUUGAGCUGCAAUACUGUAUGGAACUAUUAUUAUUAUUUUAUUAAAAAUUAUUAUGUUUUGGACA